This is a messenger RNA of Aspergillus heteromorphus CBS 117.55, 2300 nucleotides long. Its product is annotated as threonine/serine exporter family protein. Gene Ontology annotation, biological process: transmembrane transport. Gene Ontology annotation, molecular function: transmembrane transporter activity. The record is from RefSeq and is a predicted model, not a curated record. Lineage: Eukaryota; Fungi; Ascomycota; Eurotiomycetes; Eurotiales; Aspergillaceae. The transcript has 2 exons. Bases 144 to 2144 code for a protein of 666 amino acids.
AAAAAAAAAAAAAAAAAAAACCUCUCCGCCGGACAAAAACCUUACCGGCCGUUUUUCUGCCUGCGUCCUGCGUGUUCUUUUCCUUCCUCAUCGGCCACAGCAUGACCUUCGCCCUCUGAUUAUUAUUAUGCCGACGCCCCAGCAUGUCCAGCCCAACCGAUGACAACCACCUCCUCCGUCCCGGCUCUGGUCCGGGAACCGACCACGAAUCCACCCACGCUGACGACCAUCUCGUCAAUCGCUCCACCAACAAUACCAACAAUGACGAGAGACCGCUGACCCGCGACCAGCCCCCUCCGUCGGGUCCCAACCAAUGGGGCGUGCUCUUCAAGGCCAUCCGCGAGGGCACCUCCCAGCUGGCGGAAAAACUCGGUCGCGACCCCGACGGCGGCGAUGGCCUUGAUUCCGCCUGGCACCCCGAGGACUACGGCUACCAGGAGGACAUCGAGAUGCGGGACAUGAUGGCCCAGGACGAAAUCGCCGACAAGGAGUACGCCGCGAAACUGCAAUCGGUGCUGGGCUCCGAUGCCAAGGACCUCGUCACGAAGCUGGGCUUGGGCGAGACCCCGUCGCGCACCAACACCCAAGAGGAGAACCUGAUGGGCGGCGUGCUGUGGCAUCUCCUCGGCCACCAGAUGGGCCACAACCGCGAGGCCAGCCUGGAGGACGGCGCCGUGCCCAUCUCCGCCGAGGACGGCCUGGCGCCGCUACCCAGCGAGUUGCGCAAGCGCCGCAAGAAGAAGUGGUACGACGAGGACCCCUCCAACGACAAGGCCGGCAAGCGCAAGGUCAGGGAGGCCUUGCUGACCCAGAAGAUCGGAUCGCUGCUCACCCGCCAACGCUACAUGCUCCAGCUGUGCCGCGCCCUGAUGAAGUUCGGCGCCCCGACCCACCGCCUCGAGGAGUACCUGCAGAUGUCUGCCAACGUGCUGCGUGUGCAGGGCCAGUUCAUGUACAUCCCCAGCUGCAUGAUCAUGUCGUUCGACGACCCGCUCACCCGCACCGCCGAGGUCAAGCUGAUCCGCACCGUGCAGGGGCUGGACCUGGGCCGCCUGGGUGACAUCCACAACUGCUACAAGAACGUGUUGCACGGCAAGCUGUCGGCGGAGGAGGCCCUGCCGGUCAUCGACGACAUCCUGACCCGCAAGAACAAGUUCAGCAACCCCUGGGUGCUGGUGGGCCUGUCCGGGCUGGCCAGCGUGGCGGUCGGCCCGUGGGCGUUCGAGGCGCGCCCGGUCGACAUGCCCAUCAUCUUCCUGCUCGGCUGCAUGCUCGGGUUCAUGCAGUACGUGCUGGCGCCGCGGUCGGCGCUGUACUCCAACGUGUUCGAGGUCACGGUGGCCAUGGCGACUUCGUUCCUGGCGCGGGCGUUCGGCAGCAUCUACCGCAACGGCGAGCCGGUGUUCUGCUUCUCGGCGCUGGCGGAGUCGGCGAUCGCGCUGAUCCUACCGGGGUACUCGGUGCUGUGCAGCAGUCUGGAGCUGCAGUCGCACCAGAUCGUGGCGGGGUCGAUCCGGCUGGUGUACACGAUCAUCUACUCGCUGUUCCUGGGCUACGGGGUGACGGUGGGGAUCACGAUCUACGGGCUGAUCGACGACAACGCGACGAACGCGUCGACGUGCUCGGCGCGAUCGCACAACAUCUACGGCAGCGUGUACGUGCAGGAGUUCGUGUUUGUGGCCGUCUACUGCGCGUUCGCAGCGAUCCUGAACCAGGCCAAGUGGAAGCAGCUGCCGAUCAUGUCGUUCAUGGGGGUGGCGGGCUACGUGACCAACUACCUGGCGACGUCGCACCUGAGCAGCUGGCUCGGCAGCACGAUCGGGGCAUUCACGAUCGGGCUGUGUGCGAACCUGUACAGCCGCGUGUGGCACGGGCACGCCGCGGCGGCGAUCGUGCCGGGCAUGUGGACGCUAGUGUCGUCCGGGCUGGCCAGCAGCGGGUCGAUCAUCUCGGGGCUAUCAUACGCGAACGCGGUCAAGAACAACACGGUGACAACGGAGACGUCGACGGCGACGGAGGCGUCGCUGGGCAGUUUGGGACUGACGAUGGUGCAGACAGCGCUGGGGAUCACGGUGGGACUGUUCCUGUCGGCGCUGGUGGUGUACCCGGGGGGCAAGCGCAAGGGGGGGAUUUUCAACCUGUGAUCGAUUCUUUUGCACGUUUGAACAUAACAUUAUAUCAGCCUGAUUACGCACAUACAGCAUGUUUACCUGUAUUUCGCAUGUCUAUACCCUAUACAGAUGUACAUCCAGAUGAGAGGCCUCUCUAUCCAUCAUUUCUCCACAGAUGUCUAUCCAGCA